This is a messenger RNA of Mauremys mutica (yellowpond turtle), 3780 nucleotides long. It is a transcript of the gene SAXO4, whose product is annotated as protein phosphatase 1 regulatory subunit 32. The record is from RefSeq and is a predicted model, not a curated record. The coding region runs from base 182 to 1483 and encodes 433 amino acids. The transcript has 14 exons. Gene Ontology annotation, molecular function: phosphatase binding. Lineage: Eukaryota; Metazoa; Chordata; Testudines; Geoemydidae.
CCUGUUUCUCCAUUUGGUUGCUAUGCACCGGUUGCUAGGAUACUGGCUGUGACUGGACAGGCCUGCACAUUCCUCCAGCGAGCUCCUAACCCUGCCCAGCGCCUGCCAGGACCUUGCCAGAGCCUUGCCUGGGGCAGCCGCUGGGCAGCCUGGCCCCCGAAGAUCCAGCCCUCCCUCCACCAUGGGGCGCCUCCCUCUGGGCGGUGUCUCACCCUAUGUGAGGACCAGCACUGGUGGGAGCGUGGACCCUCUGAAGUUCUACGCCACCAGCUACGGCACGGCUUACGGGCAGGAGAGAUUCCAUCCUCGCGUUGGCUACCACUCAGGAGCUGGGUACAAGUCCAAUUACCGUCCUGUCGUCUCUUACAAGGCCAGCCUGGAUCAAGUGGAUAAUCCAGCUGUGGGACAGCUCCUUCAAGAUAACUAUGACACAGUGACCACCAAGCACUUCCGGCCCCUCCAGCUUCCAGAUGGCAAGUACCCCCUGCCCUGGAGCGUCUACCAGCCGGGGAGCGGGUUUGUUCGAGACAAGCCCAUUUCCUUCCCCACCACCAAAGCCGUUAAGAAAGUCCACUUCGAUACACGGGACCAGGGGCCGCGAGCCAUCACAGGGCUGGAGCCCAGACAACUCCCUGUCCUGCACAAGCCACAGGGGAAAGGCUCUGUCGAGGGGGAGAACGCCAGACACGGCCCUCUGUACAUGUCCACAGAGUAUAACUCCAAGUUCCGCUUCGACUUUCCCGGCCAGCCAGAUUUCUUACAGAGGAAGACGAUAGGAGCCAAGGAGGAGACGGGAUUCACUGAGGGCACCCAGCAGAACCCCAUUGCAAUCCUGCCACCUCCUCUGGGAGAGCCAAGGAGCCAGCCUGGCAUCAGCAUCACCAAGACAGACUUCCUGCCCAGCGCUUGCCCCCAUGGCGAUGAGUUCCUGCCCGUGCUGUCGAAGGGCUCUGAGCGAGAGACGGGAUUCAGCCGGGACAAAGACAACGGCCUCAGUGCCAUGGGCCCGCCACAUGCAGCACCCCAGCCUGGGGUCGAGGGGUCAGGGCCCCUGAGCCACACUCAGUUCCGAGGGCUGCAGAGGCCCCUGCAGACCCAGACCACCCUGCUGGGCCGGGAGUACGUGGGGAACAAGGAACUCUCCGGAUUCAGCAUCAACAACAAGAAAUAUGUGACGCCCCCCUACGACCCAGACUUGCCCAACAAGUACCUGAGCAGCUACAACUCCAAGUUUUAUGACAACACCCUCAAGGGCGUGGACCGUGAAGGAUGGACCCGUGGAGGAAUCCAGCCCCAAGAGCCGGGCGGCUUCGCCACUAACAACCACGUCACUGGACUGGGCAGCAACCCCAAUGCCACGGAGACUCUGAGACUGGUCCACCCCCAUGUCGGCAGGACGAUCACAACGGUGGACCCAUUCUAUCGCGACACUCCUCAUGACAACCGCUUCUCUGCUCUCUACCAAACCGCCGUACCUGAGUAGAUCUGUGCCUCCACCCCGCAGGAGCUGGUCUCCUCUGGCGAGGCAGGGACUCCAGGGCUGGUCUCCCCAAGCAAGGCAGAGGCUUCAGCAUCUCCCAAAGACUUUACUUUUCCAAGGAUAUAAAGAGAAAUCAUCACCCAGUGAAGGCUCAUUGGUUCUCAGUGGCCUAGCUGCCAGCCCCCUUCUCCUUAGAUCUCAUAGACCUCUCCUCCUCUUCCCCAUGGCCCCCAUAAACUUCUCCUUCUCCUCUUCCCCAGGGACACCAGCACGCCCUUCCACUCCCAUCCCCUGCUGUUCUCACAGGGGAGCCCUCUGCUGUGAGAGCUGACCCCAGCUCUCACCCCACGCAUGGUGGCACCCAUGUGCUGCCAUGAGAGUCGGCAGUUCCAUUCUCCUGGCAUUUGGGCCCCAUCCCUCACGGUGCUGAGCAGUGGGAGAGGAGGGUGCCUGGCACCACGCAGGAUCAAGCCCUUUGACUCAAGACGGGAAGCUGGGCCCUGUGUGUGAAGCCGUGAAUGGAGUUAACCGCUAGACAUAUGCUGCAGCCACCUGGGCUACCCCAGCUCACCACAGGGUCUCUGCAGGGCCUGGCACCGUCCCUGCAGGGCCCUGGGGCUGUUAUCAGGGGGCCUAGAGCUGUUCUCGCGGGGUCUGGGGGACUUGUAGCUUUCACUGGCACUAGGGUUGCCUUGAUUUGGCCAUUAAAUCAUCGCCAUCAAUGGAACAAGGCUCAUUUACAGCAGUGGAGGAGCUGGUGAUUUGUUCUUCAAAUGUAGCCCUGUUGCUAAGGCCACCCAAGACCCAGCAGAGGCUGCUGAGCUCUGGAGACAGGGGACGGAACCUGCCCUGCAGAGGCACAUUCGGAUCCAGUAAGGCUAGGUCACACUAUAAUCACCCCCUGCCUGCUCGGCAGAGUCUUCACUCAACGGCUGCUCUCCAGACUUAAAUCCAGGGCCCUGCACUGACUCCAGCUGAGUAACUCUGGGUUGCCUGGCAGGAUCCCCCUCUGCCUGGCUGUUUCUCUUUCCCAGCUCAAUCGCAGUGCUGCUUGUGAUGGUGGAGGCAGCUGUGUGGUGAUGCUGCCUGGCUCAGUUGCCCCAGCAUGGCGGUAAUGCCAUCCCGCUCAUGCACGUGUGUUAGGAACCGACUGGCGAGCUUUCCCUUGUGCCCUGAAAGGAGCAGCGUUUGGCCCAGCGGCACUGUGGCGGUACCCAGAUGGGAGACGGGUAAUAGCAGAGCGAUGGGCUGGAAUUGUCUCUUCAGCUGGUAACUGUUAAUAGACAGUCUGACACACCACUGCGUUUCCUCCUGGUCCUGUCACACUGUGCAUCUACACACGCAUUUAAUGACUGUCUUCCCACUGCUCCCCUCCCCAUCUCAAACAGCUGGCAGCUCGAUUCCCACACUCUCAGCAUGUCUCAUAUUCACCGACACCGCAUGGGGUGAUGUACAGGUAAUAGGAUCUUUUCCCGUGCCCCAUAACCUACUGUACGGUGUAGUGCACACACACACACACACAGAGUAGUCUCCACACUCCCAGCAUGGUGUGAUGGUACACACACAAAGCAGAGCUUACAGACACCCAGCAUGCUGUGAUAUAUAUAUACUCGCACCACAUUCCCUGCAUCAUGUGAUGCACUCACAUACCAUAGGGUCUCCACAUUCCCAACAUGGUGCGGUGUACAUGUGCCCACACAGUCAGAGCUCCACAGUUCCAACAUGGUGUGAUACACACAAAGACAGAGUAGGGUUUCCAGCCUCCCAGCAUGGUGUAAUGUUAUAUAGAUUCACAGUGGGGGUCUCGAUUCCCAGCAUGGUGCUAUGCUUGCACACACACAGGUAGGGUCUCCACACUCCCAGCAUGGUGUGAUGCCUGCAUAUACAAUAGGGUCUUGAGGCUCCCAGCUUGGCAUGAUGCACACACGCAGAGUGGGAUCUCCCUGCAUGGGGUGAUACAAGAUGUAGGCCUUUUUCCCUGCUUGGUGUAGUAUUGACCUUUUGGCUCCUGGGGCUGCAAUGCACACCCUCUGCACUCCUGCCCUUGGUCUCAGUUUCCACCCCAAAACAUGAUAUCUCCCUCUUUCCAGCUCUCAUGUUUCUCUCUGGAGGGUAGUUUCAUUUCCUAGUGCAUGUUCCAUGAGCUGGUGUGGGGCCUCUGACUUUGACAACAACGAGCGCAAUCAGUGAUACCAAACAAGCUGGCCUCAUGUUGCAGGUAACACUACCAGGCUGCAGCUCUGUUUUCCAGCACACCUGAGCCUGCUGACACCUGAUUCCCCGCCACACUCUGCAGAGGG